Molecule: messenger RNA, 1470 nt
Organism: Aspergillus chevalieri
Lineage: Eukaryota; Fungi; Ascomycota; Eurotiomycetes; Eurotiales; Aspergillaceae
Exons: 4
Coding region: 1-1470 (489 amino acids)
Biological process (GO): transmembrane transport
Cellular component (GO): membrane
Molecular function (GO): transmembrane transporter activity
Source: RefSeq, a predicted model, not a curated record
AUGGCCAAAGCAGAUACCAAACAACAAUCGGUCCUUGUCACAGAGGAAUCCGGCGUCAAUGCCGGUUAUUUCUUAACAAUCGACCCAUCGGUCGAAAAAUCCAUUCUCCGAAAACUAGACUUCAAAUUGCUACCAGUCGUCUCGUUCAUGUACUUUUUCAACUCCCUCGACCGGAGCAAUCUGGGAAACGCAAAAACAGACGGCCUAGACUCGGAUUUGCAUCUUCGCGGUAACCAGUAUAGCAUUAUCCUCGCGGUUUUCAAUGUCACAUUCUGUCUUUUUGAUCUUCCGUCAAACCUCCUGCUCAAGAAGUAUAGUGGAAAGAUUAUGCUUCCGGGAAUGAUGUUAGGAUGGGGAUCAAUCACACUAAUCCAAUGCGCGGUGCAUAAUUUCGCCGGGCUUCUAAUCUGCCGACUGUUGAUGGGAUGUUUCGAAGCCGGAUUCAUGGCCGGAACAAUCUUCUACCUAACCCAGUUCUACAAACGCAACGAAAUCGCCUUCCGCCUCUCCAUCUUCUACGGCACUGUCACCAUCGCCGGCGCCUUCUCCGGCCUCAUCUCCUUCGGCGUCUUCCAGAUAAAACACAACCACCUGCACGGCUGGCAAUAUCUCUUCCUCAUCGAAGGCGGCUGCACACUCCUCGUCGCCUCGUUUGCUAUAUGGCACCUCCCGAAAAGCGGUUCAUAUUGCCACUGGUUCAAUGAACUCGAGGCGCGGACUGCGCAGCUGAGGUUGUUGCAGGAUGGGUCUGUACGGACGGGUGAUAAGUUGGAUAUGCGCGGUGCGCUUUCUGCGCUGCUGGACUGGCGGAUUGCGGUCUGGGCUGUUGCGUGUUUUUGUUAUGGGAUUGGCCAGACAUCUGUGAGUAAUUUUCUGCCGCAGAUGGUUGCGUUGCUCGGGUAUUCGACUGUCAAGACGAAUUUGUAUACGGUGGCGCCGUAUGCCGUGGGGACGGUUGUGCUGUGGUUGCUAUGCUGGUCGUCUGAUCGUUUCCGGGAGCGCUCAUGCCACCUUGCUGGGUCGUUGAUGAUUACUUUCGCCGGGUAUAUUAUUCUCAUUGCUAUCGACGCAGAGAAACACCAAGCUAUUGCUUAUUUUGGAUGCUUCCUGCUAUGCUGCGGAGCGUUUGCGCCAACGGCGCUGUUCCACAGUUGGCAUACGAAUAACGUGCCCAUUGAGAGUUCACGGGCAGCGAUCGUGGGAUUGAUGGCUGGGUCUGCGAAUUGUGCAGGCAUCCCCUCGAGUUUCGCAUUCGAUGAUCGCACGGCACCGAAGUACUUGCCCGCACUGAUUGUCAACUGCGUCUUCCUUGUGACCGGCGUGGUUGUGAUCUUGGGCCUGGGGAUGUGGUUUCGGUACGAUAAUUAUCGGAGAGAUAAGCUGCAGGGGGUUCGACUUACAGCUGCGGAUAUCCCGACGGAGAGUCUUGUGGGGGGAUGGAAGGAUCCUAGUUGGAGGUGGACGGUUUAG